AUGACUGGUCAGUGUGAACGACAUUCCAUUUGGGACUUGGGGUCGCAGCUCGUGGUGGCCACGGCAGGAGCCAUCAGCAAAUCCCAGCCCAUCAGGUCCUCGCAGCUCCAGCCAGGUUCGCUCGAAGCUCCAGAUUGGCCAGAGGGCUACGGCACCUUGUUGCGCUUCCCCUUUGGAUUUGCCGAUAUGAAGACGCUGAAGGAAGUGGCUCGAGAGCUCUGGACGUCGGAAGGAACUGCAGCUGACAUCGAGGACGAGGUCUCACAGCUGGGUUUUCGCCAGCACAGAGGGAUGAGGUGUGCAUCUGAGAUGGUCGGUGUUCACCCGGUCGGCGGAGCCGGUGUUCGCUGGUCCGCAGCGCUGUGGGAAUCGGCUCAGCAGUGGUGCUCCGAGAACAAAGAAUGUACAGGCAUCAUGGUCUAUGUUGGCUCCAACACCAUGAAUUGUAAUUCCUGGUGUGGCAGACCUCAGUUCUGCAACGGUCACAUAGACGCUGCUGAAUCUGCCGGUGUAGAGGAGAGCAGCGAAUGGAAUCUCUGGGACACAUCCGCAGCGAAAACAAAAAAGCCUGCCUGCAGCAGGUCAAAGAUGCUGCUGAGUCCGGCACUGCCGCAUGACGGCCUCAAGGAGCUCCUCCUUCAGCUCGGCCCAACCGCCAGACGGAGUGGCAAAGAACUGAUAUCGACGGAGGGCGGCAAAGAAGCGGAAAAAAGUGGAGAUGUGCGUGCCAUGACAGCAGUUAUUCGGCCUAGUGGGCAGACCGAGCUGAGCAACGAAGGGCGGGCCCGAGCAGCGACCAUCGCUGAGCUCCAGUUACGAUACGAGCCCAAGCCGCAAAAAGAUGCCCAGCUCACAAGAAGCUUCACGAGGUGCGUGCAGUCUUCCGUGUCCUCGUCAAAGAUGCCCACACGGCUGCGGCGCAAGCUGAACGACAUCGGCGAGCAGCGAGUCUUGAAGGCCGGAUUGACUCGGCUCUGCACGAUGCUCACACGCGGCUUGAGCAGCCAGGUGCUUUCCGAACUUCCCCAGCGGUCGGGAGGAGGUCAGCUCUUUAUGACGCCAUCCUUCUACCAACGCCUGCUACGUGGUCAGACAGAGCUCAAAGUCUUGCUCGAAGGUGACGUGGCUGCGGCUCAAUCGGACCUGCGCCAUCUCCGACUUGAGCAGCUCCUCACCAUCCGAGUGUCCACGCUUGACUGGGCCACAGAGUCGCAUUCACACAGUGCUCAUACGAAUUUCCUGAUGUCCCUGGACAUGCAUCUCUUUGAGCGGUUGGCUCGCGAGUUCCUGCGAACAAUACCAGAUGUGAAGCCAGCGACUCUGCAUGCAUUAGGUGACAGAAUGCAGCUUGCACCUCCUUCAUAUCCUACGACGCACAAUGGGCUGGUGAAGCAGCUGUCCUCGUCCUCUUCUCAGAGCGGAAAUGUGAGAAGCCAGUCGAGACGCGAUGUUGUGCGACCUCGCCUAUUCACCCUGCUGGCUGCCGGUGCUGCAGCUCAGAGAUGUAGCAGAACCGUGAGACGUGCACUCAAAACUGAGUAUGUCCGUUUUGCCCGUGAAGAUCUUCUUUCACCCGAAGAUGGUCCUGAGGAGCAUGAACAGUUCGAGCUGGACGAUGGAGAGAAGCGACGUUUGGAUGUUUUGCUGUCCGAAAAGUAUGAGCAGUCCCGCAGCUACUUUGGGGCGCUAAUCCGUCAGGGUGCUGUCCAGGUCAACGGCCGCGUCCGCAAAAAGUCCUUCCGAGAAUAUCACCCAGGUGAUGUGGUGGAUGUUCGGUUCCUCCUGGAUGAAAGUACCCUUCCCAUGAAACCAGAGCCAAUGGACUUAGACAUUUUGUACGAGGAUGACCACAUUCUCAUAGUCAACAAGCCAGCUGGUCUUGUUGUGCACCCAGCCCCUGGGCAUUGGAAUGGGACACUGGUGAAUGCAGUGCUUCACCAUCUUGGGUUUCGAUCCUCGCAGGACGGCUUGCCUUCAGCAUCGCCUGGUCCAGCAGCCAAGUUUCGCCCGGGAAUUGUGCAUCGCCUGGAUGUUGGAACCUCGGGUGUCAUUGCGGUGGCAAAGACAUCCCAGGCCUUUUCGACUCUAAGUCAGGCCUUCUCGCGCAGAGAAGUUCAAAAGACCUACCUCGUCAUCUCCGUUGGAGGAAGGAAGUACUUCUUCGGCCAUUCUCGUGGUGGGGGCCAUUUUGUGGACAUCCCUAUAGGGCGCUCCAAAAAGGACCGCCGUCGCAUGGCUGCAGUUGCAAAAGACUGUGGAGGACGCCCUUCUGUCAGUCUUGUGCGAGGGCUCGCGAGGGACAACCGGGAUCUUAUACUCCUCGAGGUAAAGCCUCGCACGGGAAGGACGCACCAAAUUCGCGUCCACUUGGCCGAAGAGCAUUCUCCAAUCCUUGGGGAUGCCUCCUAUGGCUGGGAGCAUCUUAACCGGCGAUAUGCGGGAUUGGCGACACGACCUAUGUUGCACGCCUUCCGCCUCGCUUUCGCACACCCUGUCACUGGAGAGCAGAUGGAAUUCGAAGCGCCGCUGCAGGAAGACAUGCGAAAGCUUAUCACUCGGAUGGAACCUGAGCCUGAAGAGGCUGCCUACGUGCAAUCGCUCUGGAAACCAGCCUAG
This is a messenger RNA of Symbiodinium necroappetens, 2616 nucleotides long. Lineage: Eukaryota; Dinophyceae; Suessiales; Symbiodiniaceae. The record is from the annotation of a GenBank genome assembly.